Molecule: messenger RNA, 1532 nt
Organism: Danio rerio (zebrafish)
Lineage: Eukaryota; Metazoa; Chordata; Actinopteri; Cypriniformes; Danionidae
Source: RefSeq, a predicted model, not a curated record
UGCUCAUUGGGAGGAGGAAGACGGAUCUACGUGGAGUUUGUUUCAUAUUUAUGAGUAGGCUUUCGGUAUUGGAAGGAUAUAAAAAUACUGAAUGAUAUUUACGUGUUAUAACGUUGUAGUCGAAGGAUUCACUAUACACAAUACGACAAUACAAACUUCUAAGGAGUAUUUAAACAACACCAGAAGCAGGACUUUAUUUUCUGACAGAACAUAAAUCAUCUCACACACAGAUUGACCAUGUCGGACGUGAAACCAAAGGGUGUAGACACUGUGGAUGCCAGACAAAGCGAUGCAAAAGAGAGUUCGAGUGUCACAGAUCCUGGACUCGUUCAGAUGGAUGCCAAAUCACAUUCUGAUGAUAAUGUAGAUUAUCAAUACAAAACCAACUACCCCAAUCUAGGACAAUGUCUCAUCAUCAACAACAAGAAUUUCCACAAAAGAACAGGAAUGGGGGUUCGCAACGGGACAGACGAAGACGCAAAGAAGGUGUUUGAGACUUUCUCACAGCUGGGCUUUAAAGUCGGACAUUACAAUGACCUGACCGUCUCACAGAUGAUGGCUUUGUUAAAUAAAGCAUCUCAGGAAGAUCACAGUAAGUCGGCCAUGUUUGCGUGUGUGUUGUUGAGUCACGGAGACGACGGGCUGAUCUACGGCACGGACAACAGUAUCGAGCUGAAGAGGCUGUUUGCACAUUUCAGAGGAGAUCGCUGCACGUCACUCGUGGGAAAGCCAAAGCUUUUCUUCAUUCAGGCCUGCCGAGGCACAGACCUGGACUCUGGCAUUGAGUGUGACGGUGUAGGUGACGAGGAAACACAAAGGAUUCCUGUUGAAGCAGAUUUUCUGUAUGCUUACUCCACCGCACCAGGAUAUUACGCAUGGAGGAAUGUCGCUAAUGGCUCCUGGUUUAUCUCCUCGCUGUGCGACAUGCUCUUAAAAUAUGGCAAGCAACUAGAGAUCAUGCAGGUCAUGACGCGUGUCAACCACAAGGUGGCGCUGGAGUUUGAAUCCUCAUCCAAUCUUCCAGGGUUUGAUGGCAAGAAACAGAUACCGUGCAUUGUGUCCAUGCUGACCAAAGAACUCUACUUCCCUAAAUAAUUCACAUGGAUUUAACUGAUUAAGUUGCGAGAAUAGUUUUAAAAAGUUGAAGUUAAAAAUAUGAGCCCUCCUUUUAUUAAAUAUUUCCCUAAUGAUGUUUAACAGAGCAAGGACUUUUUCACAGUAUUUCCUACAAUAUUUUUUCUUCUAGAGAAAGGUUUAUUUGUUUUAUUUCAGCUAGAAUAAAAGCAGUUUUAAAUUUUUUUAAAAUCAAUUUAAGGACAAAAUUAUUAGCCUCUUCAAGCAAUAUUUGUUUCAGAUUGUCUACAGUAUAAACCAUCGUUAUACAAUGACUUGCCUAAUUACCCUAAUCUGCCUAAUUAACAUAGUUAAGCCUUUAAAUCUCACUUUAAGCUGAAUACUAGCAUCUUGAAAAAUAUCUUGUCAAAUAUUAAUUACUGUCAUCAUGACAAAGAUAAAAUAAUUUAUUAUUAUUA